AUGAACGCGUCCACCUUGAAGAAAGGAGUUGUGGAGUUUGAAAAAGGCAAAUUAACUUUCGACUGUAAAACCUCCAAAAUGCGUUACAAGAGAAUAGAAAAGUUGUAUUUGCCGAGUAAAAUAACACUCUUUGGAGUGUCUGGACAUGCUAAAGUUAACAUGUCUGCUUUUGGACAGUUGACUUCGUUGGAGUGUUUGUGUGAUGCGUAUUGUGUAUUAAAGAAUUUGAUGCACCUCAUAGAAUUCACAUUGAAAGGGAAGGCAGAUACAGUGCCGGCUUCUGUCGAACAAUUGAUUUUGAAGGAAAACGCCACAAUUGAUAUCAUACCAAAGGAAAACAAUGUCAUUCGGUUGUUCACAGAAAGUCGCUUUGUGGGUGUGGCCGCGUUUACACAGUUGGAGAAACUCAAGUUGGCUCGGCUUGAGAUUCCACCGCUGGAAAUGCUCACCAAACUCACUGCACUUGAUUUGUUCCAAUGUUUCUAUCAUGCUGGGGUGUCAUUCCCAAGUUCGUUGAAAUCACUUCAUAUUGAAAAAAUGGCUUUGGACGAUCACUUUAUAAAAAUGGCGAGUCAAAAUUGCUGUCUGAGUGAAAUGAAAUUGGUGGACUCUGUGUUAUGGGAAAAUUCACUAAACCGGUUUAACGUAGAAAAGUUGUUUUACUCGGGAAGUAGCACCCCACUACUUCCGACAAGUAUCAAAACGUUGGAACUGUGGACGUUGGACACGAGAAUCGACAUCUCGUCGUUGUCCAAUUUGAAACAACUUGCACUGAAUAACGCGUGUUCGAAUUCUUUUGUAUUUCCAAAACAUAUCAAGACACUGAUCAUCGGCAUUUGCGACCGAAUCGACAAUUUUGAGAAUUUGAGAAUUGACAACUUGUACAUCUCAUUUCCACACCAACUUGAAGAGUGGGCAAAUCAGUGGGUCACCACUCUGAGAACCGACACGAGUUUUAAUGUUACUAAUGUGGCGAAGCUCUUUCCAAAUCUCCGAAAGGAGUCAGGUGAAUGGUAG
Molecule: messenger RNA, 1017 nt
Organism: Entamoeba invadens IP1
Lineage: Eukaryota; Evosea; Mastigamoebida; Endamoebidae
Exons: 1
Coding region: 1-1017 (338 amino acids)
Source: RefSeq, a predicted model, not a curated record